This is a messenger RNA of Leptonychotes weddellii (Weddell seal), 339 nucleotides long. Lineage: Eukaryota; Metazoa; Chordata; Mammalia; Carnivora; Phocidae. The record is from RefSeq and is a predicted model, not a curated record.
AUGCGCUCACUGGGUGAACUGCGACAAGCCAUUGUGGCCAUGAUGAACAGGAAGGACGAGCUGGAAGAAGAGAACAGGUCUUUGCGGAACCUGCUGGACGGGGAGAUGGAGCACUCAGCGGCUCUGCGGCAGGAGGUCGACACCUUGAAAAAGAAGGUGGCCGAGCAGGAGGAGCGGCACGUCCUCAAGAUCCAGGCGCUGGCAAGAGAAAACGAGGUGCUCAAAGUCCAACUGAAGAAAUACGUAGGAGCUGUCCAGAUGCUGAAAAGAGAAGGUCAAACUGCUGAAGCCUUUGAGCUGUGGCAUGAGGGCUGCCAUGUCCACAGUGAACUGGCUUGA